AUGUCCACUUCAGCAAUACUCUUUGGUGCAGGCGGUAACGUAGGCAAAGCCGUCCUGCCUGCUCUUCUCGAGGCUGGCGUCAACGUCACGGUCGCAACACGUCAGGAUUCGAAGUCUACGUUUCCCGGAUCUGUCAAAGUCGUAACCACAAACUACGAGUCGGUGGAAGAUCUAACAUCUAUCAUCAGAGGGAACGACGCGGUUAUCUCCUUGGUCAACACAGCGGCGCUGAGCAAGGAGCUGCUACUCGUGGAUGCGGCCGCCGCAGCAGGAGCUUCGCUUUUCAUUCCAAGCCAGUUCGGACAUGACACGUCGGACGAUCGCAUUGCACCUUUGCUGCCUAUCUUUGGCAAGAAGCAGCAAACUGUCGCACGGCUAAAGGAGAAGGAAAAGGACGGUCUCACAUGGACAGCGAUCAUAACCGCGCUGUUCUUCGACUGGGGAUUGAAUUUCGGUACAUUUGAUGUUGACCUCAAGAAAGGCAAAGCUACAAUCUGGGACGGCGGGGAGACACGAUUUUCCGCGUCCAACAUGGAAGACAUAGCAUUGGCGGUGGUCCGGCUUGUGACGGAUCCUGUGACUCGAGAGAAAUACAAGAACCAACAUGUUUACGUGUCGUCUGUCCAAAUGACGCAGAAGGAACUCGUAGCUGCUGCCGAAGCCGUUACAGGGAAGACAUUUGACAUUACUGAGUACGAUAGCGACGUUGCAUUUCGGGAAGGUUCGCCUAUAAAGGUUCUCCAGGCAAUCCAGUUCUCAGGAAAGGGCCUCGCAGAUUUUCAAGCCAAGGUUGAUGCUGGAAAGGGCCGGUUCAUAGUGGAUAAGAGAGAGGAUGUUAGGACUGUGUUGAAGGGCUUGGCUGUUUGAGAGGUAUGUUCCUUGGCUG
Verruconis gallopava is the source of this 886-nucleotide messenger RNA. RefSeq lists its product as uncharacterized. Lineage: Eukaryota; Fungi; Ascomycota; Dothideomycetes; Venturiales; Sympoventuriaceae. The transcript is spliced from 2 exons. The coding region runs from base 1 to 867 and encodes 288 amino acids. The record is from RefSeq and is a predicted model, not a curated record.